Lotus japonicus is the source of this 1580-nucleotide messenger RNA. RefSeq names its product lipid phosphate phosphatase delta. The transcript is spliced from 8 exons. The record is from RefSeq and is a predicted model, not a curated record. The coding region runs from base 221 to 1453 and encodes 410 amino acids. Gene Ontology annotation, molecular function: sphingosine-1-phosphate phosphatase activity. NCBI's taxonomy places the organism in Eukaryota, Viridiplantae, Streptophyta, Magnoliopsida, Fabales, Fabaceae. Gene Ontology annotation, cellular component: endoplasmic reticulum membrane.
UUUCUUUUUUAAAAUGAAUAAUCACAUUUUUAGAGAUUAAUUUAAAAAUUAAAAUAAUGUUGAAUCUUUGCAAAUACCGUUGAUUCCUCAAUUUGAUUCAGCCAGGUUUACUAUUUCUGUACCUGCGACUCUCUCUCCUCUGUUCUUCUUCUUUCUUCGGUUCCUCUCUUCUUCUUCCUUCCUCUGUUCCCAAAGAGGAAACAAACCAGAGAGAACAACAAUGGAGGUUGAGGGUGCAGGUGCGGGUGCAGCACUGUGGCAAGGUGCGGUUCUGGGUGGAAUUCUCUUCUGGGUUGUGUUUUCUUCAUACAUCAAUCUCACUCGCAAGCUUAGAUCCUUCCUUCAACCCUCUGUGACUCACCUUGUUGAUACCGGAACCCCUAUUAUCCUUCAGAUCCAGGGUUACCGUGCUGGUUUGCUGGAUGCUCUUUUCUCUGGGUUGUCUUGUGUUGUUUCUGUUCCCUUUUACACUGCUUUUCUCCCUCUGCUAUUUUGGAGUGGUCAUGGCAAAUUGGCAAGGCAGAUGACGUUGUUGAUGGCGUUUUGUGAUUAUAUUGGAAACUGCAUAAAAGAUGUGGUUUCAGCUCCAAGACCUGCUUCUCCACCUGUCUACAGAAUAACUGCUACCAAAGAUGAAGAAGAGAACGCCUUAGAAUAUGGACUUCCUUCUUCUCACACGCUUAAUACAGUUUGCUUAUCUGGCUACCUUUUGCACUAUGUCCUGACUCAUCCUCAAAUUCAAGGUGCCUAUAUUAAUUAUCUUGGAGUUUCUCUCGGUUGCUUGUUUGUGGCUCUCAUUGGUUUGGGAAGAAUUUAUCUUGGUAUGCACAGUGUGGUUGAUGUUCUUGCUGGCCUUCUUAUUGGACUCGUGAUCCUUCCAUUUUGGCUCACAGUUGAUGGAUACAUAGACAGUUUUGUGAUUUCAGGACAAAAUGUUACAUCUUUUUGGGCUGCCUUGAGCUUCCUCUUGCUCUUUGCUUAUCCAACUCCUGAACUUCCAACUCCAAGUUUUGAGUUUCACACUGCUUUCAACGGUGUUGCAUUGGGAAUUGUCUCUGGGGUACAGCAAACUUACCAUCUAUUUCACCAUGAUUCUGUUCCUCAUUUGUUCUCUUCAGAACUGACAAUACCGGCAUAUGUGGGAAGAGUGCUGUUGGGAAUACCUACAAUUCUAAUUGUGAAGUUCUGCAGCAAGGCUCUUGCUAAAUGGACUCUUCCUGUGGUAGCAAACACCUUGGGCAUCCCAAUUAAAUCAACCAGCUACAUCCCCACACUGAAUGGAUCCACAGCGGGGAAAACGUCCGAUAAGCUCAAAGGAGGAGGUUACUUACAGAAGCUCUUUUCACACAAGGCAUUCGAUGUUGACACCGGAAUUAGAUUUCUUCAGUAUGCAGGCCUUGCGUGGUCUGUGGUCGACCUCGUGCCAUCUCUUUUUUCAUACAUGAGCUUGUGACAUUGAGAUUCUUUAUUAUUUUAUUAAAUUUUUGUACAGAAGAAGAAUUCAUCCCAUUUUGAUCGUAUACAGUCAAAAUGAGCUAUCAUAUCACAACAAUAAAUCAUUUCCACCCUGUGAAAUUUAA